Molecule: messenger RNA, 2875 nt
Organism: Salvia miltiorrhiza (redroot sage)
Lineage: Eukaryota; Viridiplantae; Streptophyta; Magnoliopsida; Lamiales; Lamiaceae
Product: replication protein A 70 kDa DNA-binding subunit A
Exons: 2
Coding region: 292-2208 (638 amino acids)
Biological process (GO): nucleotide-excision repair; DNA replication; double-strand break repair via homologous recombination
Cellular component (GO): nucleus; DNA replication factor A complex
Molecular function (GO): single-stranded telomeric DNA binding; damaged DNA binding
Source: RefSeq, a predicted model, not a curated record
CUAUAUAAAAUGUCAAAUUUAUAAUGCCGAAUUUCGCUAAAAUCACCUAAUUUAAAUAGAUUUGAUAUAAGUGUUGUUAGCAAUGGGCACAUCCUCAAAUGUGGGUAGGUCGGUUUGUUUGUUCUCCCCGCCUUGGCUCAAAAUACCACCCCCAAACUCCUCGUAUAUAUAUAAUCUGACCUCCUUUCUUGUUCGAAAUUCUUCCACGAUUUCCCCCUUCCCCACCCUCUCCAUUUCAGUAUACUUUCCUACGAAAUCACCAAAUCAAUUUAAAAAUAAAAAUAAAAAUCAAUGCCGGUGAAUUUGACGGCCAACGCUAUUGCGGCAAUAAUCGGCGGAGACGUCAACGCGAAGCCGCUGGUGCAGGUGUUGGAAAUCAAGCUCAUCGGCUCCACGCAGGAGCGUUACCGCCUUAUCAUAUCCGACGCGGUGGCUACUGAGCAAGCUAUGCUCGCCUCGCAGCUCAAUGACCGAGUUAAGACCGGCCGAAUCCGCAAGGGAUCCGUCAUCCAGCUCAUCGAAUACAUCUGCAGUCCCGUCCAGAACCGCAAGAUAAUUGUGGUAUUAAACAUGGAAACUAUCAUUCCGGACUGCGAUGUAAUUGGUAACCCAAUGUAUUCUGAAUCUGAUUCAGUGCCUGGAAAGCCAGCAUCUUCUGGACCCCGACCAUCAAUAAACAAUAGUGUUUCCGGUGCUCAUAAUUCAUCACGAACAAGCUACAACAAUGGUAAAACUUCAAGCUCCCUAAACCAAGGUGGCAUGCAGAGUUUCCAUCCUACCGUUCAGCCUCCAUACCAACCACCUCCAAAUUAUAAGAAUCAUGGAGCAAUCAUGAGGAAUGAGGCCCCUGCACGCAUUAUACCUAUAGCUGCCUUGAACCCUUAUCAAGGUAGAUGGGCUAUCAAGGCACGGGUGACAGCAAAAGGAGAUCUUCGGCGUUACAACAAUGCAAGAGGAGAUGGGAAAGUAUUCUCCUUUGAUCUUCUUGAUUCAGAUGGAGGGGAAAUCAGGGUGACAUGCUUCAACGCUGUGGUUGACCGUUUUUAUGAUACUAUUGAUGUUGGUAAAGUCUAUGUUAUAUCUAAAGGUAGCUUGAAACCUGCCCAGAAGAAUUUCAACCAUCUAAAGAAUGAGUGGGAGAUAUUUCUAGAGACAACCUCAUCAGUGGAUCUUUGUCCAGAUGAAGAUACUUCCAUACCUAGGCAGCAGUUCUCAUUUAGGCCUAUUUGUGAAAUUGAGCAUGCUGAAAGCAAUUCUAUACUGGAUGUUAUUGGUGUUGUUGUAACCGUGAACCCUUCUGUUCCCAUCAUGAGAAAGAAUGGAAUGGAAACACAGAGGCGAAUUCUGAACUUGAAGGAUAAUUCGGGGCGAACUGUUGAAUUGACGUUAUGGGGAGAUUUCUGCAAUAGGGAAGGACAACAACUGCAUGAUAUGGUAGAAACCGGAACAUUCCCCAUUUUGGCUGUCAAAGCUGGAAAAGUUAACGACUUUAGUGGGAAGUCCAUCGGCACCAUAUCUGCCACACAGCUAUUCAUAAAUCCCGACUUUCCAGAGGCUAACGGCUUGAGAACCUGGUUUGAUCGAGGGGGGAAAGACACCGCUUCCCAUUCUAUAUCCAGAGAAGCUACACUUGGUGGAAUGAAGAACGAGACACGCAAGUGCUUGACGCAGAUAAAAGACGAAGGGCUGGGAAGGUCAGACAAAGCAGACUGGAUUGCAGUUAAGGCAAGUGUCUCUUUUCUGAAAACAGACUCAUUCUGUUACACAGCCUGCCCAUUGAUGAUCGGUGACAGGCAGUGCAACAAGAAAGUGACAAAGUCCGGGAACUCGACAUGGCUAUGCGACAGGUGCAAUCAAGAAUUCGAAGAGUGCGAUUACAGAUACCUUCUUCAAGUUCAGGUUCAGGACCACAGCGCCCUGACGUGGGUGACUGCUUUCCAGGAAGCCGGUGAAGAGAUCUUGGGCUGCUCGGCCAAGCAGCUGUACGUGUGGAAAAACGAAAUGCAAGAUGACCUCAAAUUUCUUGAAGUUAUUCAAAACUGCCUCUUCAGAGAGUUCAUCUUUAAGCUCAAAAUAAAAGAGGAGACUUAUGGUGACGAACAGAAGGUGAAGAUCACAGUCGUCAAGGCAGAGAAGUUGAACUACUCUGAAGAGAGUAGAUUUCUGCUUGAUAGCAUCUCAAAGCUCCAUUUAGCUAAAUACUAUUAGAAUGGCAUGAAUCCUUUUCUGUUGUAAUAAUUUUUAUAGCAACUCUUAACAUUUGCAGUUCAAAUUAGUAAUGAGUAUGUGUUUCGUUGAUUAUGAAUGUAGACCAGUUGAUAUGGUAUUGAAGAUUUGGAAUUUGAUUGAUAUAGUCGACAGGUUUGUGUAAGAAUUGAAGUUGAAGAGGAACAGUUUUACUCUAUCAAGAAGUAAGUAAUACAGUGAUACAUCUGCGAUAGAAACAGAGGGGAAAAUACAGAGAAAGCAAGGGCGGUCUCAGCCCCGCUUGACAGGGUCGAAGUUGGAGACGCCGAUCACCGCCCCAAGAAGGGCGGUGAGAACGACACCGCCGGCGGCGAUGCUGAGCAAGAAGUUCUUGAGAGAGGGCGAGACGCCGCUGGCCGCCUCAGCCACGUCGGGAACAACCAUGGAAGCGGUCAAUGCGGCGGCGGUCAAUCCAGCCACGGCCUUCUCCUUCAACGAAGCCUUCACUUCAAAUCUUGCGGCGGGCUUUGACACAAGGGCGGCCGCCUUGGAAGGCCUGAGCGGCAUGCCCUUGAAGAAGGCGUCGGCGGCCGGCAGGCUCUUGUGGCCGGCACGGGGCAGCGGCAGGGCCAUUGAGACUGCUGAAGUUGAGGCCAUUUGCGUUAAGGUUUGUUGAAUGUGGUUGUGU